Molecule: messenger RNA, 3707 nt
Organism: Spirodela intermedia
Lineage: Eukaryota; Viridiplantae; Streptophyta; Magnoliopsida; Alismatales; Araceae
Source: the annotation of a GenBank genome assembly
AUGUCGAAAGCCUUGCUAUCCGGCGAGGUCUUCCGGCCACUCGCCGUCCGGUCAAGGCCCCGGCGUCCGUACGCCGGAAUAUCCUUCGUCGGGUUGCGAAUUCCCUGUGCUGCGGGGGCGGCUUCCGGCACUGGGCGUUGGAGGAGGCCUGAGCUAUGGGCCGUGAGGAGCAGCGGCAUUGGGGACAAGAUCCGGCCGCGGCAGGAUGAGCCGCAGGGGACGGGGGAAGCAGGAGAGGUGGACGUAGAGGAGCUGGUGCAGUUCCUGUAUGAGGACCUUCCCCACCUUUUCGACGAUCAGGGGAUCGACCGUUCGAAGUACGAUGAGCGAGUCCGGUUCAGGGAUCCCAUCACCAGCCACGACACUGUCGACGGCUACCUCUUCAACAUCGCCCUCCUGAAGCUGCUGUUCCGCCCGGACUUCCAACUUCAUUACGUGAAACAGGUGCCGUGGAUUUCUCCUUGAUGGUUGUGUUUUGCGUGUGCUCGAAAGCCGAAUCCCUUGGAUUGAACUGAUUUUGAUGACGUUGACUGCUUAAAACGUUUUACUGAAUUGGUUAAUGUGCCUGUGGGGAGUCACCCCCCCCUAACCCCUCCUUAAGAUGAGUCGUUUCCUCUAAUCAAGUAUACAUGCUUUCAACUGAAAAUUCACUUGUUUGGUUGGUAGGUGACAUGAAGAUGUCUUCGUCCACAUAAAAUAACAAGUAGAAAUCCCAAAAAAAGUUUUCCCGCAUCAUCUUGUUUUGUAAUGACCACUCCAGCGUAAGCGUGCUAACCAUUAUUUGGAUUGUCAAAUUGGUGAGUUGGAUUUUACCGUAUUAGAAUUGAACUAUGAGCUGUUUCUCCAUCCUCAAGGAUGGAUAUUCUGGUUAAUUCCUGUCUAAAUUUAAGACUUAGAAAUCAUACUUUGUCAUGAAAUUUCAAGUUAUACAGCAAUCAGUAUGCAUGAUUGUCAAGAGAAGUCAAUUUACGGACUGACGGCAUCAAAUGUUGGAUGGAUCAAGAAAGAAACAUUACUACCAUAUUUAGUGUGGAAUGAACGUUUCAAACAGAACAACAGGAUAGGGUCAGAAACCUGUACAAAUCAUACACCAAAAGUUACUUGUUGUUUGCAAUUUUUGUAUCAGUUGAUUUUCACUUUUGAAGCAAUUUGACUGUGCUAUACGAACCGGCAGAGUUAUCUAACUUUGCAGUCACCUACAUUUUUUACGUAGGAUGAAUGACUUUCAUGAUGCCCUUAUAUACCUUUUGCAUUCGCAUUUCUAAUUGGAGUCAGUCAUUACUUUUAAGAGCUGCUGUCUUACUCCCUCCCAUGAUGGCUUUGAAUUUCUCUAGUUCAGAAUCACCAUAUUCAAAUUCACAGCUGCUUUUUUUUUUUAGCCGCAGAAGCGUGCUAUUUUAUCUUUGCUGAGUUGUCCAGUUCAUUUUCACCCCUAUUUUGUGGGAUGCCAGUCCAUGAUUCAAGAUCUAGCCUGAUUGAUGUCUUGUAGACAGGACCUUUUGAAAUAACCACAAGAUGGACUAUGGGAAUGAGAUUUUCCCUUCUCCCAUGGAAGCCGAAACUGGUCUUCACAGGAUUAUCAAUUAUGGCCAUCAACCCACAAACUCAAAAGUUCUGCGGUCAUCUUGUAAGUUUGUACCCCUUGCUGUUAUCUAUUUGUGUGUUCCAUCUUCUGUCACAAUGAAAAGUGUGAUCCAGUGGAUGCCUCGAUGAAAACUGUUAUCUCAUCUUCAACUUCAGCAGAGACAUCUUUCAUCAGUUUGUACUCAGCAAUCACUGUCUCUGUCCCUAGGAUAUCUGGGAUUCCAUUCAGAACAAUGAUUAUUUCUCUUUGGAAGGUCUGUGGGAUUUCAUUACGCAGGUAAAUCUUAUAUUUCUAUUUCCUCCUGAAAGUUUAUUCAUUCUGCAUUUCUCAAGGACGACUGCCGAGAUCUUAUGCUGGUGUGUGAUCUUUCAGCUGCGCAUUUACAAAACUCCAGACUUGCAAACACCACAGUACCAGAUAUUGAAAAGAAUGGGAAGUUACGAGGUGCAUCUCUUAUCCCCCAGUGGCAUUGCCAUUUUGGUUCCAUCUGCUUGUGUUAUGCGAUAAUAAUCUCCCAGUGGGUCUUCAUAUUUUUCUCCAUCAUAAUUCCGCCGUUAUUGCUCGAGAGACCACUCAUAACUAGUUUUCAGACGGCUCAAUAUGAACCAAAAUCAACUUUCCGUCAGCUUAUUUACUGUCCUACAUGUAAAAACCUGAUUUCCGUGGGCUCUUCUGUCCCAUCUCCGACAGAAAGACCCAAUACCAUAUCCAUUGACGAGAAGUCGGGUCUUCGCUGCUAUAUAUGAUCGCAGGAUGUAGCUUUGGUGUGUAGAAGAUAUCCCCGAACAAGUCUGGUGGCUAGCUGUGUGAUUACGUGCCACUGCCUAUCACGAUACACUCCUAGAGUCAAAAAGAUCUUAUCUCCUCUGAUCCCUCUCCAGAGCGCGUUGGGAGUUGGCGACUCGAACAUGUUGCUUUGGGGGAUACUUUCUUACCCCCAGCGAAAAUAAAAAUCGCGUGUAUCCAACAUGAAUUGGGUGAAUUUCUUCUGUUUAGUCCGUCCGCUUUGAAACUCACAUCGUGCUCGGUUCCAUAACAGAUAAGAAAAUAUGACCCAUUCCUGGUUGUGGAGUCGAAGUCGGACAGGCUAUCCGGGUCGGGUGGCUUCAAUAACGUUACUGGGUAAGCGAUUCUCAGUGGUUACUUCGAUUUCGUUCCCUCUCCCGCCCUUGAAUCCACAGUUCUGAGGACUGAACAUCGAGAGAUCAUAUAUAUACAUAUAUAUAUAUAUAUAUAUAUAUUUUUUUUUUUCUUUCUCCAGGUAUAUAUUUGGGAAGAACGCGUCAUCAGAAAAGAUCCCGAUGACUACUCCAGUCUUCACUCAGGCACUCGACGACGGCUUGUCAGACGUGUCCAUCCAGAUAGUCUUACCGCUGGAUAAAGAGUUGGACAAGUACGCUCUCCUCUCUCCACCUCAAUGGCGCUAGUGUUAGCUAUACAACGUUAAAAAAAUGAAAAUAAAAAGAAAGAAUGAAAGGUCGAUUUUAUUUUUUUAAUUUUUAUUUAUGAGGUGAAUUAACUUCUCAUCUAAGCCCAUAUCCAAGCCCAAGCCCUUUUUUUAUUUUUUUUGGUAAUUUGAUGGCACCCAAGCUAACCUGUCAAUCAGAGCUUGUUUUCAAUGUCAUAUGGCUGUUCAAUGAUCACCCACUCAUUUGACUCUCUCUCUCUCUCUCUCUCUCUCAGACAAGUGACAUUCCAAGACAGAUACGAACGGUUUCAUGUUGAAAUCCACGGUGCUACCCCAUUGCCGAAAUUCCAUGACACAUAGGAAUGCGCCUCUUCUUUCAGGCUACCGGAGCCCAGCGGGGAGUCGAUUGCCAUCAGGAGGGUGGAGCAUGGAGUCGCCGCCGUCUCCAAAUUCAGCGGGCAAGCCACGGAGGAGAUCGUGCGGAGCAAGGAGAAGGAGCUCCGGUCGGCGCUCGUUAGAGACGGCCUCCACCCGCGAGAGGGAUGCCUCUUCGCUCGUUACAACGAUCCCGGCCGGACAUGGAGCUUCAUCAUGGUACACCUCCCCCCCUCUUCCCCCUGUUUAAUGGCCUAACUGAUUCUUAUGCCAUUGCCACUCUUGCCCUUGAAGAGGAACGAGGUGCUGAUUUGGCUCGACGGGUUCACAUUGGAGUGA